AUUCUAAAUCACUAGUAGUUAUUGUAACAACCGCAUUACAGUGUUCAGUUAACAACAUUCUAAGCACAUUUGUGAUCGUGCUCCAAAAAGGUUGACUUAACUCAAGCCGCCGAAGUUCUUAAUCACUCAGUAGCACUUGGUUUUCUCGUUGAGAUGCGCACGUGACGCAGAAGAUGUCCAGCCUAUAACGUCGACUGGGACCUUGUCGUUUGAUGGGUAUUUAAAGAAAAAACCCAGAGCCUAUGCUACCUGAAUUCUAUGCAAGGAUCUUGAGGAAGGAACGAGUGAGUGGAAAUUGAUUUAGGGAAUUUGGUAAAUCUACGCAACGGAAUCACUAUGAAAGAAACAGCAGUCGAUCAGCUAACAGUCCCUCCGCAAGAGGUGUUCCCUGAGGCCUAUACAAACCUGGCUUUCAUCGACAAUGAGAAACCCAUUGAGGAGGCCUUAUCUGUUGAACCUGCCCCGAAACCAAAGAAACAAGGACUGUUCAGGAAGAAAAAACCAGAAGAACCAAAAGGGAAUGUGAAGGCUAUUGGAUUCUUUCAACUGUUUCGCUACACCACUCCUCUGGAAAUCACCCUGAUCAUCGUGGGUCUAUUCUGCGCUUCAGUGCAGGGUGUCUCCCUGCCUCUCACAAUGGUGGUGAUUGGAAAUGUGGCAGACAGCUUUAUCCAGAAUGCGAAUCGGACCAAUCUGACAACUGCCAAUUUCACUGUGAAUGUGAACUCCUCAGAAUGUAUUCAAAACCAAGAAUUUGAAGCCAAGAUAACGAUAAUCUCAUAUUACUUUCUGGCACUUGGAGCUGGAGUGUUUGUCUUUGGAAGUUUGCAUGUUAUGCUGUUCCAGCUGACUGCCACCACACAGACCAAACGGAUUAGGUCAAAAUACUUCAAUGCUGUCCUCCAUCAACCCAUGGAAUGGUUUGAUACACAUCAUAUUGGUGCAAUAAACACUAGAUUAACACAGGAUAUUGACAUAAUCCAAGACGGACUGGGACACCAUGUUAGCAAUUCCGUGCAGUUCUUUUCCUCAUUUUUGACAGGAAUAAUUAUUGGCCUUAUCUAUUCUUGGGUCCUGACCCUAGUCUGCCUCUCAUUCCUCAUUCCACUCACUGCAGGAUCUACUGCUGUCGGCUCUAAAGCCCUUGUCACCUUGAAUAGCAAAGAGCUCUCUGCAUAUGCCAAGGCUGCGGCAGUAGCUGAGGAAAUCCUUGUGUCAAUCAGGACAGUCGUGGCUUUCAACGGGCAGAAUAAAGCAGUUGAGAAAUAUGAGACAAACUUGGAGGAUGCUAAAAAUAUUGGUAUGAAAAGGGCCAUUGCUGCCAAAGUUUCCCUGGGCUUGACUAUAUUCAUUGUAUAUGGGACCAAUGCAUUGGGGUUCUGGUAUGGAACAAAGCUUAUUGUUGAUGAUCCAGAAAACAACUCCAUUGGAAGAACAAUGACCGUGUUCUUUUCCGUGAUAUUGGCAGUAACCUGUUUGAGUGAGGGAGCCCAAAGCUUGGAGACAAUAGUGAAGGCCCAGAGUGCAGCCUAUGAGAUCUACAACACAAUUGACAUGCCUCGCCCAAUUGACAGUAAUUCAAAGGAAGGCCACAAACCCGAUCAAGUGAAAGGAGACAUUGAAUUCACUAACAUCCAAUUCAGUUACCCCUCCAGGAAGGACACAAAGAUCCUGAAGGGCAUGGCUCUUAAGAUCCCCCAUGGGAAGACCAUCGCCCUCGUUGGGGCCAGCGGCUGUGGAAAGAGCACCACCAUACAGCUCCUGCAGCGUUUCUAUGACCCCGACUCAGGAGAGAUCCUGCUGGACGGCCAUGAUAUCCGCUCCCUCAACGUGAAGUGGCUGAGAGAAAACAUGAGCAUUGUGAGUCAGGAACCCGUGCUCUUUGCCACAACCAUUGCUGAGAACAUUCGUUAUGGAUGUAAGGAUGCCUCAGAUGAGGACAUUGAGCGGGCAAUCAGGGAGGCCAACGCCUACAACUUUAUCUCCAAGCUUCCUGAUAAGCUGAACACCAUGGUGGGGGAGCGAGGCGCCCAGCUAAGUGGAGGGCAAAAGCAGAGGAUCGCCAUCGCCCGUGCACUGGUCAAAAACCCCAAGAUCCUCCUGCUGGAUGAGGCCACGUCAGCGCUGGACACGCAGAGCGAAGCCAUCGUGCAGGCAGCGCUGGACAAGGCAAGUGCUGGCCGCACCACCAUCAUCAUCGCUCACCGCCUGUCCACCAUCAGAACGGCUGAUGUCAUCGCCGGGUUUGACAACGGUGUGGUGACAGAACUGGGGACGCACCAGGAACUGAUGAAUUUGAAAGGAAUCUACUAUUCUCUUGUCACGCAGCAGAGUUCAGAUACAGAUGGUGAAGACGUGUCCAGUGAGUCAUCUAAUGAGACUAAUGAAGAGGACCAAAAUCAGACAUUGGAGGAAAACAAUACCUUUCCUAGAAAUAGCCUCAGACGGAAAUCCUCCAAAAAACAAUCCAGGAAAAGAUGCAAGAAAUGUGCAAAGAAUGAGAAAAAGGAAGAAGAACCUCUCCCUGAUAUCUCGUUUUCCAGGAUGCUCGCCCUGAACAAACCAGAGUGGCCAUAUCUCUUGUUAGGGACUCUCUCUGGCAUUGGAGCAGGAGCCAUUUCUCCUUGUCAUGCCAUUAUCAUUGCCCAAAUGAUUGGUGUGUUUCGUGAAACUGAUCCUGAUGUGAUACGUGACAGGACCCUGAUGUUCUCCUUGUUAUACAUUGCUGUUGGAGGGAUGGCUUUUGUGACUGAAAUCAUACAGGGUUGCACAUUUGCUAAAUCUGGUGAGCAUCUAAUAAUGAGACUUCGAAGCCAGUCUUUUUCUGCUAUGAUAAGACAGGACAUUGGUUGGUUUGAUGAUAGCAGACAUGCCGUAGGAGUUUUGAUGACUAAGUUGGCCACUGAUGCUUCACAUGUGAAAAGGGCAAUCGAAACCAGACUGAUCCUGGGCACCACCAUGGCCUCUGCUCUCACCAUCACUCUAGUCGUGGCCUUCAUCAGCAGCUGGCAGCUCACUCUCCUCGUGAUGGUCUUCAUCCCCGCCAUAAUGGGCACCACACUCAUUGCGGCGAAGGCCACGGCUGGACAGGCUGCUAAGGUUCAGAGCGCUCUGGAGCUGUCUGGAAAGAUAUCCACAGAGACUGUGGGAAACGUCCGGACUGUUGUGGCAUUAGCUCUGGAGGAUGUCAUCUUGCGCAAGUUCAUGGUCAGUCUGACCAGACCAUAUAGGGUUGGAUUGCGGAACGCACCAAUCAAUGGAGUUGCUUCCGGCAUUAGUUUGGCAAUGCCAUACCUCAACAGAGCUGCAGUCUUUCGAUUUGCGGCUUGGCUGGUUACUAACUGUUACAUUGAAUUUGGAGACGUUUUUAUGGUGGUUCUUUUGGUAACAAUGACUGCGAUGAAGUUGGCAAAGACUGCAUCUUUGUCUCCAAAUUUGGCCAUUGCGAAAGCUUCAGCACAGAGCAUAGUAGCUCUGCUACAGCGGAAACCAGAGAUCGACAUAUACAGUGAGGAAGGAGAAAAGCUGGCUGACUGUGUGGGUAACCUCGAGUUCCGUGGCGUCCACUUUGCGUACCCUACGCGGCCCAACGUAAGUGUCCUGGCGGGGCUGAACGUGUCAGUGAGGCCGGGUCAAACCCUGGCACUGGUUGGGGGCAGUGGCUGUGGGAAGAGCACGUCUGUCCAGCUGUUGGAGCGCUUCUAUGACCCGGCAGCUGGACAUGUGUACUUGGAUGGACAGGACACAAAGAAACUGAACCUGGCAUGGCUGCGCUCCCAAGUGGGCCUGGUGUCUCAGGAGCCCAUCCUGUUUGACUGCACUAUUGCUGAGAACAUCCAGUAUGGAGACAACAGCCGCGUCAUCUCUCUGGAUGAAAUUGAGGAUGCAGCAAAGAAAGCCAACAUUCACGACUUCAUCCUCAGUCUGCCAGAGAAAUAUAAUACCAGAGUUGGAGACAAAGGCACCCAGCUUUCAGGAGGACAGAAGCAGCGAAUUGCCAUUGCACGUGCGCUGGUCCGUCAGCCAAAGGUCCUGUUGCUGGAUGAGGCCACAUCGGCAUUAGACACAGAAAGUGAGAAGAUCGUUCAGAAGGCUCUGGACAAUGCACGACUCGGGCGCACCUGCGUUGUUAUCGCCCACCGCCUCGCCACCAUUCAGAAUGCUGACAUCAUUGCAGUCAUCCAAAACGGGAUGGCCGUCGAACAAGGCACGCAUGAGCAGCUGUUGGCUAAACGUGGAGCAUACUACGCCCUGGUCAAUGCCCAUGGCUCUCACAGAAGGCCAGAGAGGUUAUAACCAAGACCCAGCUCAUUCAUUUAAAUGCUUUCUAGAUUUUUAAAAUAUAUUAUUUAAGUUAUUUUUAUGAUUAUUGUUUUAAAUUGGGUGUGAUAUCUUUUUACGUUUUAAGUUCAAAUUGGUUGUUAUUAACUGCCAAAUGUCCUUCUUUUUUUGUUUUGUUUUUUAGUUAGGUGUAUGUCUACUAAAUACAGAGUAGUAUUUUAGCUAAUUUCUUUUUAAAAAAUUUUCAUUUUAAGCCUUGCUUAUACCUUUCCCAAAUUAAAUAUUUUGGAUGAUGCUAUUUAUUAUAUCAGCUGUCUGUAUUUCAUUGUUUUUAGUGUGUAUGCUUCCUUGAAAUGUUUAUUUUUACUAUUUUAAUGCCUUAAAUGUCAAAUCCUGGUAAAUUAGACUUUGGAUUUAUGAGCGUUUAAUGCCCUCUAGUGACAAAGUGGCGGACUGCUCUAUGCUCAUUUAAGUAAGCCCUCAUUUGGUUUCCACAUAUGUAUUUUUUAAAGGUAUUUCCCAGAUCAUUAAAGACUAAGCCGAAUAA
Molecule: messenger RNA, 4828 nt
Organism: Conger conger (European conger)
Lineage: Eukaryota; Metazoa; Chordata; Actinopteri; Anguilliformes; Congridae
Gene: abcb5
Product: ATP-binding cassette, sub-family B (MDR/TAP), member 5
Exons: 31
Coding region: 337-4296 (1319 amino acids)
Biological process (GO): transmembrane transport
Cellular component (GO): membrane
Molecular function (GO): ATP hydrolysis activity; ATP binding; ABC-type transporter activity
Source: RefSeq, a predicted model, not a curated record